Messenger RNA from Solea senegalensis (Senegalese sole), 3882 nucleotides. RefSeq names its product zinc finger, CCHC domain containing 14 (gene zcchc14). Lineage: Eukaryota; Metazoa; Chordata; Actinopteri; Pleuronectiformes; Soleidae. Bases 1107 to 3077 code for a protein of 656 amino acids. The record is from RefSeq and is a predicted model, not a curated record. The transcript is spliced from 10 exons. Gene Ontology annotation, molecular function: phosphatidylinositol binding; protein binding.
UUCACCAGGAGCAGAUCCUCAGAUCCACGUGUACCUGACGCUUUAAAGCUCCAGUAAAACUGUGCGAAGAUGAUUCUGCACGAGCGCAUUACAGAGAGAGACGUGAGAUAGUUGAGUGACGGAUGUGCCAAUCACGAGAGAGACGCACGUUUACAGAUGGGACUCUCAGCCAAUCAGAGCAGACCUGCUCUUUAUAGUGGGCUGGUUCUCUCUGACAGAGUUUGGAUAAUGUUAAACACAGCUGUUUUUUUUUAUAUCGAGUCCAGGACUCAUGGCAGAAGCAGGAACGUUGAAGUACUUUUAAUGCUAAAUGUAUUCGUGGACUUUGGUUUCAUCUCUUUUUUGAGUGGUGAGGAUUGUAAUUGUUUUUUUUUUUGUUUGUUUUUUCCACCGCGGUGUGUGAUGAAGUCACGUCUAGACUCAUGUUAUAAUGGUAUUUCCAGCAGCAGCGGCUUGUUUAGGCCACACGCGCUUUGUUUUUAAACUUUAACCCGGGCACAGCACGGUUCCUGCAGGGAGGCGCAGACCUGGUGGCUCGGCUCCUGCUGGAGGCUCCGUCCGUCCGUGCGUGCGUGCGUGCGUAAGUUCUGGGAAACCAUGAGGACGGAGGAGCAGCUCGACAGGAAGGGGUUGUUGUGCAGCAGAGCGGGGCGGCUCCGACCUAAAAUGUCUCUGUGUAAUUGACAGUUUUCAUCUUUCUGGAACUGUGUGUGCGCGCGAGAGAGAGGGUAGAGCUGCGUCUGCGCCUCCGUUGGGAAGCUGCGGUCCGACCGGCGGAGGAGGACACGGUGGAGGAGCUCCUGACUUCCGCGCUGAGGGAGAAAAACAAACAAACUCCACAGCAGAAGCAGAGUUUGUGAGGUUUCGUCGCGGACAGGCCUCCUGUUUGUCCGCCAGCAGAGGAAACGACGGCCGCGUCGCUGUGUGUGAACGCAAACACUGAGAAUGUGAGCAGCGACUCCAGUGAAAGUUGACAAAGAACUUGAGAGCGGCGCUGCUCACGCGCAAUUACGCACGCACACGCGUCGCCCACGCGCGCGCGCGCUCCCCUUUUGUUGUCAACUUUCCUCUCUUUUGACAUUUGUGAAAACUUCUCGGGUGGAUGUAUGAGGAUGGUGGAGAGCCGCAGCUGUGUCCAGAGGGAGGGGGUGUACCGCUGGUUCUCCUCGCUCACCUCGGCCCAGAGAGCCGAGUUCCUGUGCGGGCUGCUGGAUCUCUGCGUGCCCAUCGAGCUCCGCUUCCUCGGCUCGUGCCUGGAGGACCUGGCCCGCAAGGACUACCACUCCCUGCGGGAUGCGGAGAUCAAAGCCAACAACCCCGCCGACCUGUCGGGCCUCACCAACAUCACCGACGAGGUGGUGCGAAGCAAACUGCUCGUGUCCCUCGCCCUGCUCGGCUCGGACAACAGGGAGGCGGCGGGGGUCCUGUACCGGACCCUGACUCACACGGACACGGUGAUCAAUAACUACGGCCUGGCGCUGAACGACGGGAGAACGGAGGAGCAGUUCCUGCUGCUCUUCACCAUGGCCUCCAACCACCCGGCGUUCAGCUUCCAUCAGAAGCAGGUGCUGAGGCAGCAGCUCAGCCAGAUCCAGGACAUCCUGCAGGUGAGCAGUGGAGCGGCUCCGGCAGUGGAGCCGGGCGGGGAACGAGCGACCGCGUGUUACGCUCGGCCACAGCAGCAGCGCUAUCACCAGACCGCGUCCCUGCCACUGACCGCCGCUGCCCUCUCCGCGCCCGACACCGGCGCUGCUGCCGACCUGCCCGUGUGCGCCUGCCAACUCUGCCACACACACUGCACCUGCUGGCACAGGAGCCACAGCAGAGACUUCGGUGCAGUGUCGGGACUGGGGUCAGGGGUCACCGUGGGACGAGGAGGAGACAGUGGAGACCUCACCCCUCCUCUCCCGGACCUCACUCCACCUCCUCCUCCUCCUCCACCACCUCCUCCACCACUGCCUCCUUCUCAUCUGCCGCUCUCUGUACCUGCUGGAAAAGGCCUGGACACGUCAGCACCAGCAAAGUCUCACCAAGGGAAAGCGAGUAAAGUGAUUGACAGGGUGGUGCUGAGAGGAGUGACACACAACACUGACGACACCAGUGAAUACGUGUUUGAGGUGAGCUGGUCAGAUGGAUUCGUGCUCUCCGUGGUCCGAACUCAUGCGGAGGUGACGGAGCUGCUGUCGCAGCUGUCACAAACGUUUCCUGACGAAGUGUUGGAGAAGUUUCUUCCUCAGUCCAUCGAGCUGGACCCCAGGUGUCUGACGACGCUGCCUGUCCAUGUCCUACAGCACCACAGUGUCCAGCUCUUCUUCUCCUCCACCAGGCCUCUCUCUCCAAGCUGCUCCCCCUCCUCCUCCUCCUUCCCUCCUUUACCUUCUUCUCCUCCGACUGCUCCAGUGGCCCCAACCUGUUCGGUUUCCUCCAGCUCUAAUCUCGGCUGUAUGGUUCAGUACAGAGGAGCAAACAGGGCGGUGUAUCGUGUGGCCAGCGUCCAGCCCGUCGUCAGCACCCAAAGAUCUGUGUUGACGCGCUCCGCUCCUCACCUCUCCUCCCUGCCUCUCCCCCCUCUCCCUCCCUCCAUCCCGCCUCCUCAGCACUCCCCGCAGCUCUCCUCCCUCCCCCCCGUGGUGCCGUCCCUGCCCGGCCAGGGCUCCAUGGCAGGCGGAGGCGAUGGCAUGGCCUCACAGAUGCAUCCCCAACUCGGUCAGUUGCACUCGUUCUCUCAGCCCCAGCUGCACUCCAAACACCACUUCCUUGCCCAGAGUGGCACUCAGUCCCAGACCCUCCACCUGUCCCACCCCCAGUCACCGUCCCACUCACAUUCCCAGUCCCUGUCGUACUCCCAGUCCCGUCCCCAGCCACCGUCCCAGUCUCAGCCCAACACAGCGGAGCAGAACGGGAUCCUGGACUGGCUCCGCAAGCUACGGCUCCACAAGUAUUACCCCGUCUUCAAACAGCUCACCAUGGAGGAGUUUUUAGCUCUGACAGAGGAAGACUUGAAUAAAUACGACUUGACGCAAGGAGCGAAGAAGAAACUCAAGACCCAGCUGGAGCUUCAAAAGUCAGUAGAGUAAGCUCCAAAGAUCCUGACUCUAAAUUGACAACAUGUGUGACUGUGAGUGUGAAUCAUUCUUUGUGUGUUGGCCCUGUGAUAGACUGCUGUAAUCUGCCUCUCAUACAACAGUCAAAGAUAACAGACCUCUGACCUUUGUACCACGUCAAGUCAGCGCUCACUAAACUUGAGGAGCUCAUGUUCCAAAACUUAUCAAGAAGUUCGAGGAGCUUAUUCAUCAUCAUUUCAACAACAAUUGUGCCUUUAUGAGCUCGAGUGUAAGGUUUCCUUUACUCACCAUGUUUGUUUUCCCUUGAAUGAGGUGUCAUCUUGACUCCUGAGUCACAGCUACAGUGUGUGAGUCUCUUUGAAGAACGGGAUUACAAUGUGUCCUCUCACAUUCACUGAAACCCCUGCAACAUCUGGAGUAGAUCAUGUGGGCAGAUUCUUUUAAAGUCAGGGUACACAGUCACUCACAAACAUUUUUCUGCUUAAGCUUCAGUAAGUUCGGCACUGAUUUUAGCGGCUUAAAAAAAAAAUGCGACGGUAGAAUAAGAUUACGUUAGAUGUGUUGUCGUGCGAUUAGACAGCAUUUUCCACCUGGAAACUUAAGUUUGUAAACUCGUCACGCUCCUGUACCAAAGUUCACAGAGAAAAUCCACGUUUUUGGCACUUGACGUGCCUGAGUAAAGAGUUAAAAGAAGAAGAUGCCAGAUGUUUGUUGUUGUUGGUAUGACGUCACAUUAUAUACAGGAUGGAAACACAGCAAUUCUAAAAACCUGAACUGACCCUUAAAAAAGCAUUCUUAAAGGUUCAGUGUGAGAUAA